GUGUGUUUUUGACAUCGGUAAACGCAGUCGUGAACUUCGGAGCGCAUAGAUACUUUUAUUUAUAGUUUUAAUCGAAUAAAGUCGCUUUGCGUUUGUGAAUACCUGUGCUCAACCGGGAUACAAUAAAUAUGAGUAUUGCUGCUCUAAUCCAAGCUGCUGAAUUCAUCGAAAGGCGCGAUAGAGUGUACUUUGUUGCAGAAGCUGAGCACGGAUACGCGUCGAGUUUGCCGGCGUACGAAGAGUCCCGCUCUGGCGGAAGGCGUCCGAAGACCAAGAAAUCGCAGGGCAGCAGGACGACUCAUAACGAGUUGGAAAAGAACAGGAGAGCACACUUAAGAAGUUGUUUGGAAAAAUUAAAGGACAUGGUACCCCUCGGGCCCGAAGCGUCACGGCACACAACACUAGGUUUAUUAACAAAAGCGAAAAGGUUUAUAAAGAGCUUGGAAGAGCGAGAGAAGAGGCACGUGAGUCACAAGGAACAGCUGGCGAGAGAGCAGCGCUACCUGCGGCGGCGGCUGAACCAGCUGUGCGACGCGCCGCGGGACUCGCGCCUCUCCGACAGCGCCAUGACACACACGCACGCCACGCGGGCAGACUCCAUGUCCUCGCUCGAGUCCUCAUCGUCUGGCGUGUCCACGGCGGAGAGGUCGCCCUCCUCAGUCUCUGAGAGUGAUGAGGUAGACGUGAUUGGCUACACGUCGAACCAGAGCGAUAGCGAGUCUCUGGUGUCGGGUCACAGCGGCGACAGCGGCGUGGGAGUGGGUGCGAGCGCGCGGCGGCGGGCGCGCACGCCGCUGUCGCGCGCCGCCGACACGCCCCGGACGAGGCGCCAGGCGCGCUCCCAGAAACACGUCUAGGUGGAGGGUGCGCGGCGCGGGGCGAGCUGGGCCGACAUCGGCUCGCGGCUAACGUUAUCACUUCAUAACGUAAACAAACGUAGGACAUUUUGUUGAUACAUGUACUAAGGCGACUGUUGUUGAUGUGACUGAACUUAACGCCGGCGACAUCGCGACCGUUCCCCGCGACUGUGACUCGGCGACGACACCUACGCCCGCGCCGCACACACACCGACACACACACGGACACACAUACAUACACACAACACACACAUACACACACACACAUAACACUGUACACGUGAACACACUACACACCUCUGCGAACCAUCACUAAGUACAAAAUUGCCAAAAAUUUAUAUUCAAAGUUUAUUUUUCACAUUUCAGACGAAUUUGUAUUGUUUUUUUUUUCUUAUUCUUUCUAUUUAAUACCGAGCUUGGCUCGUUUGGAUGAGUUGCAAUAUUGUGUAGUCUCGUGGCGCGAUGUGUAUUCCAUACAUUAACGAUUUUACAUCGACGUCACAUAUUCCACUGUGUUGAAAACACGCAAUGUGUGCAAAUCUUUAUCUACCUACAUAAUGUCACUAUAAUUUUAAUAUAUUAUAUUUUAUAUCAUACAUUUAUUGUAAUAUGUAUGCCUCGGGGGCCGAUCAUCGCGUUUUCCAAACACCUCGUACAAAUGUAUACCUACAGGGCCCCGUUCGCCCACAUUUUCAAAUUACCAUGUUAUUUUUGUAUUUAUUAUUAAAUUUUUCAUAAUCGAAUAUAAAUUUUAAAGGUCUUAGAAAAAAUCGUUUUUGAAAACAUUAGGUACUUAUUGUUAUUGAUUUCCACAAAACUUGCUAUUAUAGUGUAUGUUGUAUAGAUAUAUCAAUUUUAUAUUUUGUAUAUAAUUAUUUUUCUUGUAAAAAUUAAUCAAAUAGAAUUAGAUCUGCGUAAGCGCCGAUUUGGUAAAAACUUUUUAUAAUUGGGUCUAACACAAAACAAAAGGAGCCCACCAAAAAUUAUUUUGUUUUAUUUUUAAGUCAAAUAACUGUCUAACAAAGAUUUCUAUACAAAUUCAGGUACUGACACGUUCGGCUAUGAGAAUUAGUUUUAUAAUCGCGUUGGUCGCCAUUUUCUUUCAUAUUCAAUAAAAUCGUUUUUUUUAUACACUGACAAUGAUUUCGCGAACCGAAGUAUACAAUUAUUAUUAAUUUGAGUAAAACAUGUCUUGUUGUAGCCUAUGUGAUUAGACGCGUUGUUUAGAUUGCGCCGAUGAGGUUAUGUUACGCCAUAUUUCUCGUCCUUACGCUAGAAACAAAUCUCAUUCGCACGGUCUAAACGAACGCUGAGACCGUAUUCUGAUGACUUCGAACUAUGCUACACUUGCUCUGUUGAAGUAUAGAUGGCGCUAGCUGUGCAGAUAGCAUCAUUUCUGCUUCACAACGGAACCAAGACUGCUUGAAACAUUCAGAAUAUGGCCUCAAAUCAUUCGGGUGAACACACGCUCGUGUUAAUCACCCCAUACGUUCACUCAUAUGUAAUUUUUAUUUUUUAAUAAAAUACGCAGUUGUUGUACACAACACGAUAUUAUGUUCUGUUAUUUUAGACUUUAUUUCUCAGUGGCAUACAGUCCAAAAUCGCAUGACAACCAACUGCUCGUAAUACAUCACCCACUAACCAUCGUAUUGUUAAGUAUUAAUAUUGAAUUAUAAUUAAUGAUCUCACUUUUGUCACACACGAUCGGCUAAGUAAAUGUGUCAUACACCAACUGCUAACGAUACAUUUUGAGAAAUAUACUUUACAAUGGGUCAAGAUCUUCCCAUGCAAUAUAUACUAAAAUAAUACUUCCAUAUUUUAUAUACCUAAUCUCUUUUAUCACUUGACUUGCAUAACAUGCUCCGAGUUAAACAAAUAUUGAUUGCACACUUUGCCUUACCACUAUUGCCAUCUUUAUCACACAAGCGCCAACCUGCGAUUGCGAGAGAGAGAUGGGAAUAAUAUUGAGUAUAAGUGUGCAAUGAAAAUUGUGUUUAAGUCGGUAUUUCUUUUUAUUUAGUUGACUUCGCGCCUCCCCGCGGCAUAUGACGUCACUCGUCGGGCGUGAUGACACAGUUAUUUGGUAGCGAUUCUAAUUUAUGUGGACAUUCAUGUACCAAAAAAGUAAUAUAUUAUACACGACUAAACCUGGACAAUACAUUGUGUUACAAAAUUUUCACGAGAUGACAUCUAAUGAGUACACAUAUAUUUUUGUUAUGACUAUAUCUUGUAAUAAAUUGUUGAUUCAUUUCUGAAAUGAACGACUGAACUUUCAUUGUAUUAUAUUAAUUUCAGUAAAUAUCUAUCGGCAUUCGGUGGGGCUUUGUUCGAGUCAAUCUCAUAACUUCCUCUUUGCCCGACUGAAUGAGUUACGUCUAAAUAUAAUUUGCAUAAAAUAUUAUUGUAAAUUGUUUUAGGUAUGGAUGUUUAUAAUAAGGAUAGUUGUAAACGUAUUAUCAUUUGUAAGUAUAAUGUUUGUUUUAAUGACAGUUUGAUCUCUUACGGUAAUGUACGCGACGAGGGCGCGGGGCGUGACGUCACGCCCGGCCCGCGCAUGCGCGCUCGCUCGCCCUCUCAUAUGUUUUACAUCACAUUUGUUGACACGUUUACUGUUAUAAGGACUUCCUCGACUUCUCGACUGACUGACUGUUGUAUUGAACGAUUCCAUCCAUCCGUUAGUUCAAAUAUUCAACUUUAUUGUUAAUGUUACAAUUGUUUGGUCGCGCGGCGAGCGAGCGCCGCCGGGCCCGAUGUUAACUCAGUCUGGGCGCUCAGACUAACGCCUCUGUCAGAAUAUUUAGAUCCACAACAAAUUAUUUAUCUUUCGGUUAUUAUUUAUGUAUCACAAAAAUAUUUAAUUUAUUGUUAGAACAGUGCUUUGUCGUUUUGAAUCGUACCAGUGUUUCGCUUCGACCACGUGGCGCGGACACGAGUGUAGUGUGGAACUGUUGCAUACUUGGGUGCAAGCGGCGACGGGACGCUUUAAGAGUACAAAUUCUGUAUAAGCCCCCUUGUGUGUUAAUUAUAAAUAUUAAUUUUAAACCACGAAACAGGGAGAAGGUAUCGUCAGAAUACGAAUGUAGUUAGCGCGGGUGACGUCACGGCGUCAGUGGCCAGCGGAGCAGAGCGCUCUGCCUUCGAUGUUGUCUCUUCAAUAUUACGUUAGGUCCGGGCCGGGCCGGACGCGCACUGUACGCGCGCACUCUUAUUAGAUAAGAAAUGUCUUAUUAGAAAUGAAUUGCAAUAAAUCUCGUCGAAGCCGCCCGCCGGCUCGCCUCCGCGACCCUUUACCCAACUUAGUCGCUGUAAAAUUAGUCCGGCGUUGUAAAAAAAUAUCAGUGCAUUUGUAAAUAUUGGAGCCAAAAUUUUUAUACAAAUUAUUUCAUAAAUAUAUUCUUGGACCAAGUUGUGCGCUGAGGCGAGUCGCGGCCGGCUGCUGCCGCGCUCCUCGCUCCCGACACCCACACGGGGGCUGCUAUUAGUAGAAACCUGACCAGGGUGCCACUACAAAAUAUACCUGUCCCAACAAGCCACGAGAUCUGAUAAAAUAAUAUAGGUAGGUAACAUGCAACAUAUUUAUAAAAUACUCAACAGAACUAUGAUCAAUUCCUCGUAUAACGUUCAGAUCACAUGGUUUGUUGGGGUUAUUUUGCUGUUGCAUUUCCAUGGGCCAAAGCUCACAGCAUGGUUUCUGCUACUAAUAACGGCCCCCACGGCCGGUAUAGGGUCUUAUGGUCUCUGUCGGGAGCGUCGAUUUUCCCGAAGCUAUGUGUUGUCGCGAGCAGCCAUAUUGUCUGAUCGUAGAGGCAAACAUUAGGUACUAUGUGACUAUGCUGAUGAGACUUGGCAGCAUUAUUCAAUGUAAUUGACGAAACGUGGCACAUAUAAUUUACUUUAUGUAAAAAGUUAUAGAAAUAAUUAAUUUAAUAAAAAUUAUAAAUAAAUG
Trichoplusia ni (cabbage looper) is the source of this 4803-nucleotide messenger RNA. RefSeq names its product max dimerization protein 1-like. The record is from RefSeq and is a predicted model, not a curated record. Lineage: Eukaryota; Metazoa; Arthropoda; Insecta; Lepidoptera; Noctuidae. Bases 129 to 857 code for a protein of 242 amino acids. Gene Ontology annotation, biological process: regulation of transcription by RNA polymerase II. Gene Ontology annotation, molecular function: RNA polymerase II cis-regulatory region sequence-specific DNA binding; DNA-binding transcription factor activity, RNA polymerase II-specific; protein dimerization activity. The transcript has 7 exons.